AUGACACGACCACCACCACGAGAUACUGAGUCUGAGGAGGAGGAGGAUCGCAUGGAAUACGUGUCACGGGAUCAAUUUAAGGAUUUCCAAACUCAACUGCAGCCUCAACUACAGAGUCAAAUGCAAACUCAAAUGCAGCAAAUAAUGGAGCUAAUUCAACGCAGUCAAUCGCCAUUUAAAAAGCAGGCGCCAUUCCAGUAUGGAACACGUUUGGGGGAUGAAGGGUAUGCCGCCCUUACUUUCGAUCCCCAAACGGUCGGGGAGAGUACCAGCCAGUCUCGGCUCUUGGAGAAUCCGAAAAUGAAGAAUGAAGAUGCUCUCGCCGGAUUAGUCUACCUUUUCCUGGUGCUCAUCUGCCAAGGCGGCUCACAAUCCUUUGGCAUAGCCUCCUACGACGGUCCAGUGGUGGGAGUCGCUUCCGUGACGGGAUACUAUCGCGACCAGGAGACCGACAUGUGA
Messenger RNA from Aspergillus tanneri, 459 nucleotides. RefSeq lists its product as uncharacterized. The transcript is spliced from 2 exons. The record is from RefSeq and is a predicted model, not a curated record. Lineage: Eukaryota; Fungi; Ascomycota; Eurotiomycetes; Eurotiales; Aspergillaceae. The coding region runs from base 1 to 459 and encodes 152 amino acids.